Closterium sp. NIES-65 is the source of this 1263-nucleotide messenger RNA. The record is from the annotation of a GenBank genome assembly. NCBI's taxonomy places the organism in Eukaryota, Viridiplantae, Streptophyta, Zygnematophyceae, Desmidiales, Closteriaceae.
AUGCUUCUUCUCGUUCCCCUCCCUCCCGUCGUUCCCUUUCCUCACUUCCCAGCCCUGAGACAGCCUGGAGAUGGGUUGGAUGGAGGUGGGUUCGUCUUGAACGGGGCAGCGUGGGGGCAGACAGCGCUGGAGUUGGCAGACGCGGUGCCUGGAGACGGGCUGGAUGGCGGAGGGUUUGUCUUGAACGGGGCAGCGUGGGGGCAGACAGCGCUGGAGUUGGCACAGGCGGUGCUGGCAGGGAGCAAGUACGGUGGGGAGUUUGAGCUCUACGGCUCCCCCAGGGUGGAGGACAUAGACUCGUUCCUCCUUGACUUCAACGCUCUGGUCAUUGCUGCGGGGGAGAGAGGGGAGCUGCCCAAGUGUACGCCAGCUUCAACCAUCUCGAAUGCUCGUCGCAUGUGCUUUUCCCCUGCCUCCCUCUUGUGCAGCUACGGCUCCCCCAUGGUGGAGGACAUAGACUCGUUCCUCCUUGAUUCAACGGUGUUCAUUGCUGCAGGUGGAAAGAAGGAGGUCCUCUACGGAUCCCCCAGGGUGGAGGACAUAGACUCGUUCCUCCUUGAUUUCAACGCUCUGGUCAUCACAGCUGGGGAGAGGGGCGAGCUGCCCUGUUGUCCCUACGGCUCCCCAAUGGUGGAGGACAUAGACUCGUUCCUCCUUGACUUCAACGCUCUGGUCAUUGCUGCAGGGGAGAGGGGCGAGCUGCCCCAGGACAUUCAGAUUGAGAUCGAGGUGAGGCGGAAGGUGGGGGUGAUGGGGGAGGGAGGGGGUUUUGCUCUUGACGUUCUGGUCGCAGUAGGGGAGCGGGCCGAGCUGCCUCAGGACAUUCAGAUCGAGAUGAGGCGGAAGGUGGGAUUCAGCGCUCUGGUCGUUGCUACUGGGGAGAGGGGCGAGCUGGCUGAGGAUAUUCAGAUCGAGGUCUCUUCUCCUGGUGCCGAGCGUGUGGUCAAGGUUCCAGACGAUUUAAUCCGGUUCAAGGAGCUUCCAAUGUAUGUACACUACCGGCUGCCUAGCGAAGCAGACAAUACAGGGGACAAGAGCACUACUGCUAGUGGAGGGAAAAUGUCUGAGGAGAUUCUUUCGUUAGUGGAGGUGGACGAGGAGGAGCGUGUGACAAUAUGGAGGGUUGCUGAUUUUCAUCCCACCCUAAUUUUCACUCAAGAAGGAUCCAAGGAGCAGCUCGAGUAUCUUCAGAAUGAGCUGAAAGAACAAGGGAUCUGCUCCUGCAAGGUUCUUUCUUGGAAGCUGGAAGCUGAAUGGCAUUGA